GGGCGGCCCACCAUGAUAUUAAAUUAAUUUCUCGGGGUUUGGUCGCCCGUCGGUUGCACCUCAUAUUCGCUCAAAAAAAAAAAAAAACUUAAUAAUUAAUAUAUAAACCCUAAACAAAACUCCAUUGCUGCACCGCAAGAUGGAAGGGACAGAAGAGAAGCGGUUGGAGCUGGACGACUUCAUUGUUGGGACUCUACCUAGUCUUUAUUACAUCCCCAACUUCAUCACAGAAUCUGAGCAAGCCCAGCUUCUCCACCAUAUUUAUGAGGUACCAGCAUCUAGAUGGAAGCACUUGAAGAACAGGAGAUUACAGAAUUGGGGUGGUGUGGUGCAUGAAAAGGGCCUUUUGCCACAGGAAUUGCCUUCCUGGCUUACAAAGAUUACUCAAAGAAUAUGUCAACAAACAGGGUUGUUUCCAUCACCAAUAAACCAUGUGCUCAUCAAUGAAUACCUUCCUGAUCAAGGGAUCAUGCCUCACCAAGACGGCCCUGCCUAUUUCCCCAUUGUGGCAAUUAUAUCUCUGGAAUCUCCUGUUAUGAUUGAUUUUAUUGCCCAUCCAAGAUUGAGAGAAGAUUCGUCUACUUGUACAAUUGCAGCUAAAGCUGAGACAGAUGGCUCAUUGGGUGAGUCAUUAUGCAGACCAGAAGUUGACCAUGAUCCUUGCUCUCUUCUACUAAUGCCCUGUAGUUUACUGAUAUUCAAAGAUCAGGCUUAUACAGAUUACCUUCAUGGCAUACAAGAUUCUGAAUUGUGCAGUCUUGAAAAGUUAACUCAGGUUCUGAAUGUUUCGGAAGUGAAGAAACUUCAAGCAGAGGAGCUUCCUUGUGACCCUGUGCAAGCAAAAGACUCCAAUGGCACUGGACAAAGUAACAUCUUCCGUAGAACUUCAAAGAGAGUCUCACUAACAUGUCGUUUGGUGCUGAAAGUUCACAGGAAUCUGUUCAAAUUCUAAAACAGUUCAUGUGAAAUAUGAUUUAAACCUUUAGUAUCAAUUCAAUGACAAGUUUUUCUGAAUUGAAAUGCAAUAAAUGGUUUUUCCCAAAGAAA
Molecule: messenger RNA, 1047 nt
Organism: Elaeis guineensis (African oil palm)
Lineage: Eukaryota; Viridiplantae; Streptophyta; Magnoliopsida; Arecales; Arecaceae
Source: RefSeq, a predicted model, not a curated record